UCCUCUGUGGGAGUGUUUGCCGCCGCUGCGGCCGCCGCCGGGAGUUUCCUCAGGCUCCUGGUUUCCCUGCCUUGCCAGCCACGCGGAGUCCGGGGAGGCAAGCGGAGCCUCCGUGCCGAUAACCCACACCGCCCACGCCUUUUCCAGCCCGAGAUCGCCCGGCAGGGAUGGGCGAAAAGACCUGGCUGCCCUUCCCGGUGCUGCUCCUCGCCGCUCUGCCCCCGGCGCUGCUGCCCGGGGUGGCGGGCUUCACGCACUCCCUGGACAGCGACUUCACCUUCACGCUGCCGGCCGGCCGGAGGGAGUGUUUCUACCAGCCCAUGCCCCUGAAGGCCUCGCUGGAGAUCGAGUACCAGGUUUUAGAUGGAGCAGGAUUAGAUAUUGAUUUCCAUCUUGCUUCUCCAGAAGGAAAAACCUUAGUUUUUGAACAAAGAAAAUCAGAUGGAGUUCACACGGUAGAGACGGAAGUAGGGGACUACAUGUUCUGCUUCGAUAAUACAUUCAGCACCAUUUCUGAGAAGGUGAUUUUCUUUGAAUUAAUCCUGGAUAAUAUGGGAGAACAGGAGCAAGAACAAGAGGACUGGAAGAAAUAUAUUACUGGCACAGAUAUGUUGGAUAUGAAACUAGAAGAUAUCCUGGAAUCCAUCAACAGUAUCAAGUCCCGACUAAGCAAAAGUGGUCAUAUCCAAACUCUUCUUAGAGCAUUUGAAGCGCGUGAUCGAAAUAUACAAGAGAGCAACUUUGAUAGAGUCAACUUUUGGUCUAUGGUUAAUUUAGUGGUAAUGGUGGUGGUGUCAGCCAUUCAAGUUUAUAUGCUGAAGAGUCUAUUUGAAGAUAAGAGGAAAAGUAGAACUUAAAACUCCAUAUCAAAACUCCAUAUUGAAAAAGAGACAGAAAAAUGCAAUGAACUGUUACAGUCAAGACCAUAAAUAGUAUUUCCAAAAUGUUUUCAAUUAUUACCAUAAGUGAAACAAUUUUAAUUUUAAUGUGAAAGAAAAGUCUUCACUUUCGUCUGUGCAAGUAAUCUUAUUGCUCUGGUUAUACUUAAGUGCAUAGCAAAUAUUUUGCAGAGUAUAGGUAUAAUUGAAUGAAGCCAUAUUAAUAAUGGCAUUUUCCUGUUUAAAAAAAAUGCAAAUGUGUCAUAGGUGAUUU
This is a messenger RNA of Myotis lucifugus (little brown bat), 1152 nucleotides long. It is a transcript of the gene TMED5, whose product is annotated as transmembrane p24 trafficking protein 5. The record is from RefSeq and is a predicted model, not a curated record. Lineage: Eukaryota; Metazoa; Chordata; Mammalia; Chiroptera; Vespertilionidae. The transcript has 4 exons. Bases 168 to 857 code for a protein of 229 amino acids. Gene Ontology annotation, cellular component: Golgi apparatus; endoplasmic reticulum; COPII-coated ER to Golgi transport vesicle. Gene Ontology annotation, biological process: endoplasmic reticulum to Golgi vesicle-mediated transport; Golgi organization; intracellular protein transport.